ACAUUAAUCCACUUAACAAAUUGAGGUGGAAAACCUUUUUGAGAAGCCGAUUGAGAAUGAAUUCUCUAUAAAUCCUAUUGAAAGCUUUAUGGAUAUCAAAUUUGGCACAGAAGAAUUUAUUAGCCUUCUUAAGAUUAAACUCUCCAAAGAUUUCAGAUGCAAGCAGAAUGUUAUCACAAAUAGAUAUAUGAGCUAGACUAUGCAAACUAAUUCAGCAGAGUACCUUCUUGUCCAUUUAGGCGAGUAAGCUUCGUCCGCGUUUUGGUCGUGCGUGUGAUUUCUGUGAGAAAACAAGAUCGUGAGAAGAAGAGAAAGAAAGUCCAUCUUCUGCAACACCCAACUACUACCCCGUCUGCUCUCUGUCCGACGCCGUCGGCUGCGGCUUCCACCAACUUAAUAUCCAUUAGAGAGACUCGCCUAUGAUUCAUCUCAAUCACAUCGUUUUAUCCUUUUCUCAUGCAGGCUAAAAUUGGAGCUCAGAACUUCAUACUUGUACACAGCAUUUUCUUGGUAUUCGUUGCAAGUGUUAUCAGCCAUGGACCGAGCACCAACACUAGAAAUAUUAGCUCGAGAACCUGAAGGAUUCUCCAUUUGGAAUGGGCCUCCAUUCAAUAAUGGUCAACCAAAUGUCAAACUUGAGAGAGUUUCUUGCACUGCUGCGAAGUACUGUGAAAGCGGUUCAAGGCUUAUGGUGAUGGAAAGUAGCUCAUCAAUUUGUGUUUAUGAUUGCAACACUUCCACGAAGAUCAAAUCCUUUGAUAUCCCUGCUGUUUCUGCUUCCACUCUGUCCCCAUGUGGAACUUUUAUCCAGACAUUCCAAAAAUCUACUACACCACAAGAGAAGAAUGUGGUACUCUGGCUGAUAGAAAAUGGAGCUGCUGUUUAUCAGCACUUUCAGAAGAAUAUGACUAAAACCACAUGGCCCGCAAUUCAAUUUAGCUCUGAUGAAUCCAUUGCCUGUCGGAUGGUAACAAAUGAGAUACAAUUUUUUGAUGGGAAGGAUUUUACCAAAGGAAUCAUAUAUAGGCUGAGAGUACCUGGUGUGAUGGCAAUAGAGCUUUCAAAGACUCCUGGGUCUCAUAUUGCUGCAUUUGUUCCAGAAUCAAAGGGUGUUCCUGCCAGUGUCCAGAUCUUUUCUUGUAAACAAGAUGCGCAGGCUCAUCCUAUUGCUAGAAGAAGCUUCUUCCGGUGCUCAAGCAUACAACUACAUUGGAACCAUGGUUCUACAGGUCUUCUAGCUGUGGCCCAGUCUGAUGUGGACAAAACGAACCAGAGUUAUUAUGGAGAGUCUAAGUUGAACUACCUGACAACCGAUGGCAGUCAUGAGGGACUUGUUCCACUUAGGAAGGAGGGUCCCAUUCAUGAUGUUCAAUGGUCACCCUCAGGUUUGGAAUUUGCCGUUGUCUAUGGAUUUGUUCCCUCCAGAGCAACGAUAUUUGACCACAAAUGCCGCCCAUUGCUUGAGCUGGGUUCAGGCCCAUACAAUACAAUCAGAUGGAAUCCGAAAGGGAAAUUUAUAUGUUUGGCAGGAUUUGGCAACUUGCCUGGUGAUAUGGCAUUUUGGGAUUAUUCAGAGAAAAGAUUAAUUGGAACCACAAAAGCAGAGUGCUCUGUUAGUAGUGAAUGGUCUCCAGAUGGACUCUAUUUUAUGACUGCUACAACGGCACCAAGGCUACAAAUAGACAAUGGGAUUAAGAUCUUCCACUAUAAUGGGUCUUUAUAUUUUAAGAAAAUGUUUAACAAGUUGUACCAGGCUGAUUGGAAGCCGGAAGCACCUGAAAAAUUUGGCGAUAUUAUGGAUCUUGUCAAGUCUGUUUCCAUCAUAAAGAUUGAUGAAACAAAAACACAAGCAAAUACAUCGCAAGCAGCAGCCAAGGUUUCCAUGAACACAUCACAAGCAGCAACAAAGGUUUCCACAAAUAUAAUGCAGAAACCUGUAGCAUAUCGUCCACCACAUGCUAAGAAUGCUGCUGCUGUUAAGGCAGAGCUUUUUGGAGGAAUAUCUUCUUCAGAAGAAAUAAACAAAAAUGCAAUGAGAAAUAAGAAACGCAGAGAAAAACAGAGGGAAAAGAAGGCUGCUGAAGCGUCCACUGCUGCGUCUGAUGACAAUUAAUUGCAGAUUUCCUAUUUUUGUAUUGCUUUGGCAUUCUGGGAGUUGAGAUCUUAGAGUAGGAGCUAUAGAUGAACAAAUUCCCUUGACGAGUUAUUUAAUUUUUAUUUCGGCAACGAAUAAAUUGAAUAUUUUUAAUCUUAAGCAUUCAUCAUCUUGAGACCCAUGUGAGUUCACUAAAUUCAUCAUCUUGUAAUAAUGUAGGUGAUAAUGCAGACAUUUCACAUACAAAAAUUCAUUAUAUUGUGAACGUGCAGGCCGCAUGUGUUUGUGAUUCGAUUGAUACUUUAAAUCUUAAGCAUUCAUUAAUUGUAUCAA
This is a messenger RNA of Dendrobium catenatum, 2428 nucleotides long. RefSeq names its product eukaryotic translation initiation factor 2A. The transcript is spliced from 15 exons. Gene Ontology annotation, biological process: translational initiation. Bases 536 to 2113 code for a protein of 525 amino acids. Gene Ontology annotation, molecular function: translation initiation factor activity; mRNA binding; ribosome binding. Gene Ontology annotation, cellular component: cytosolic small ribosomal subunit. Lineage: Eukaryota; Viridiplantae; Streptophyta; Magnoliopsida; Asparagales; Orchidaceae. The record is from RefSeq and is a predicted model, not a curated record.